AUGCAUCGUAGUUGGAUGAAUUCUGAAAGAAUCACCAAUGAGUAUCAAAAUGGGGCUGAACAAGUUUUGGAAUUUGCUCAACGAAAUCAAGCAAAUUUGAAUGGGAAGUUUUAUUGUCCUUGUGUUAACUAUUUAAAUGGGAGGCGACGUACAAUUGAUGAAAUAUGGGAUCAUCUUUUCUGUGAUGGGUUUCUAACGAGUUAUACAACAUGGAUAUGGCAUGGUGAACACAAAGAGAUACAAACAAUUUCUCAAACUCAGCACGGUGAUGAAGUAAUGCAUGAUCAAAUAGAGGACAUGAUUCAUGAUGUGGGACAAGAGUCUUUUCAGCAAGCACAUUCACAUGUCUAUGAUGAUUUAAAAAGUGACUUAGAGACACCUUUGUUUCCUGACUGUAUAACCUUCACGCGAUUAUUAGCGGUGUUAAGAUUGAUGAAUUUAAAGGCAAGAAAUGGUUGGAGUGAUAAAAGUUUCAUAGAGUUCCUUCAGUUGUUGAAGCAAAUGCUUCUAAAAGACAACACUUUGUCAGACUGUCACUCUGAGGCGAAGAAGGUUUUGUGUCCCAUGGGUUUACAAUACAAGAAAAUACAUGCAUGUCCUAAUGAUUGUAUAUUGUACAGGAAAGAGUUUGAAACAGUGCACAAGUGUCCCCGCUGUGGGGUAUCACAAUAUAAAGUAAAGGAUGGUGGUGGUAAUAAUGAUGAAGAUAUAGCAGAUAAGGGGCCUCCAGCAAAGAUGUUAUGGUAUCUUCCAAUCAUUUCAAGGUUCAAGCAAUUAUUUGCUAAUGCAAUGAACCUUACAUGGCAUGGAAACAAGAGAAAUUGUGAUGGCUUGCUUCACCACCCGGCUGAUUCUCCACAAUCGAAAAAAAAUUGA
This is a messenger RNA of Cajanus cajan (pigeon pea), 876 nucleotides long. The record is from RefSeq and is a predicted model, not a curated record. Lineage: Eukaryota; Viridiplantae; Streptophyta; Magnoliopsida; Fabales; Fabaceae.